AUCCUCAUUCUGUUGCAGUCUCUACAUAAUCAAUCCACUGCACAUGCGCAGUGAGGUUUCUGUUGUCUGCUGUGGAGUUAGUGGAAUUUAAAAAAAAGGUGUAGAAAGAAAGGAAAAGAAAAGAAAAGAUGACGGAUUCAAAGUACUUCACGACCACCAAAAAAGGUGAGAUCUUUGAGCUAAAAGCAGAGCUCAACAGUGACAAAAAGGAGAAGAAAAAAGAGGCUGUCAAGAAAGUGAUUGCAAGCAUGACGGUUGGCAAGGAUGUGAGUGCUCUGUUUACAGAUGUUGUGAACUGCAUGCAGACAGACAAUCUGGAACUGAAGAAACUUGUUUAUUUGUAUCUGAUGAAUUAUGCCAAGUCCCAGCCAGACAUGGCUAUUAUCUCUGUCAACACAUUUGUGAAGGAUUGUGAUGACUCCAACCCUUUGAUCCGUGCUCUGGCUGUACGCACUAUGGGAUGCAUCCGCGUGGAUAAGAUCACAGAAUACUUGUGUGAGCCUCUGCGUAAAUGCCUGAAGGAUGAGGAUCCCUAUGUUCGCAAAACUGCUGCAGUCUGUGUGGCCAAGAUGCAUGACAUUAAUGCACAACUGGUGGAAGAUCAGGGCUUCCUUGAUUUGCUGAGAGAUCUUCUCUCAGACUCCAACCCCAUGGUUGUCGCAAAUGCCGUAGCUGCUAUUUCUGAGAUCAUGGAGACAUCCUCCAAUGCGCAGCAGUCACUAGAAAUGAACAUGGGUACAAUUAACAAAUUGCUGACAGCCCUCAAUGAGUGCUCUGAAUGGGGUCAGGUGUUCAUUUUAGAUGCUAUUUCUAACUACAAUCCAAAAGAUGACAAAGAGGCACAAAGCAUCUGUGAACGUGUCACUCCUCGCUUGGCUCAUGCUAAUGCAGCUGUAGUGCUGUCUGCUGUUAAGGUGAUUAUGAAGUUGAUGGAGAUGCUGUCGCCCCAAAGUGAUUAUGUUGGCAUGCUGGUGAAGAAGCUGGCCCCACCCCUUGUUACUUUGCUGUCAGCUGAGCCUGAGAUUCAGUAUGUGGCCCUUCGCAACAUCAACCUCAUUGUGCAGAAACGGCCUGAUAUUCUGAAGGCAGAGAUGAAGGUAUUCUUUGUCAAGUACAACGAUCCAAUCUAUGUCAAGUUGGAGAAGCUGGACAUCAUGAUCCGCCUCACCAACCAAGGCAACAUUGCUCAAGUCUUAGCUGAGCUCAAAGAAUAUGCCACUGAGGUUGAUGUAGACUUUGUGCGCAAAUCUGUGCGUGCCAUUGGUCGCUGUGCUAUCAAAGUAGAGCAGGCAGCGGAACGUUGUGUUAGCACACUGCUGGACCUUAUCCAAACAAAGGUCAACUAUGUUGUACAGGAAGCCAUAGUUGUGAUCAAGGAUAUUUUCCGCAAGUAUCCCAACAAGUAUGAGAGCAUUAUUGCUACUUUGUGUGAAAACCUUGACACACUGGAUGAACCUGAGGCCAGGGCGUCCAUGAUUUGGAUCAUUGGAGAGUAUGCAGAGCGAAUUGAUAAUGCUGAUGAGCUUUUAGAAAGCUUUUUGGAGGGAUUUCAAGAUGAAAACACACAAGUGCAACUGCAGUUGCUAACAGCUAUAGUGAAACUGUUCUUGAAACGACCCACUGACACUCAGGAGCUGGUCCAGCAGGUGCUGUCUCUAGCAACACAGGAUAGUGACAACCCUGAUCUGCGUGACCGAGGUUACAUCUACUGGCGCCUGCUGUCAACUGACCCAGCAGCAGCAAAAGAGGUGGUGCUGGCAGAAAAGCCUCUUAUCUCAGAAGAGACAGACCUGCUAGAACCCACCCUGCUGGAUGAACUUAUCUGUCACAUCUCUAGCCUGGCAUCUGUUUAUCACAAACCUCCAAAUGCCUUUGUGGAGGGCAAGGCAUCUCUUAGGCGUACACUUCCACCUCGCUCACAAUCUGACAAUCUUGGGGGUGAGGCACCUGUCUUGUCAGAGACAGUUCAGGUUACAGCUGCCCCACAGGCCACAGUCAUUCCAGGAGCAGAUUCUCUCAUUGGGGACCUGUUGGACAUGGAUCUGGGAGGACCCACACCCUUCCAGCAACAGCACCUAUACCAGCAGAUGCCACAGUCCACACCCGUACAGAGUGCAGGCAUGGAUCUCCUAGGGGAGGGCCUGGACUCAUUGCUUGGUGGUGGAGGCGCAGGCAUGGAUAGCUUUGGAGGUCUGGGUGAUAUCUUUGGCUCAGCAUCAUCACUGUCCUAUGUUCCCCCAGCUGAGGUGUGGCUUCCAGCAGCAAAAGGCAAGGGUCUUGAAGUGACUGGCACAUUUGCCCGACGCAGUGGACAGAUUGUCAUGGAACUCACAUUUACCAACAGAGCCAUGCAGCCCAUGUCAGGCUUUGCCAUACAGUUCAACAAGAACAGUUUUGGCCUGACACCAGCAGGUACCCUGCAGGUUCAAAGCCCACUGAUCCCCAACUCAAAUGCCAGCACUUCACUGCAACUGAACACAACAGGACAAGUGCAGAAGAUGGAACCUUUGCUCAUGCUUCAGGUGGCUGUGAAGAACAACAUCGAUGUCUUUUACUUCAGCUGCACAGUUCCCAUGCAUGUUUUCUUCACAGAGGAUGGAGAGAUGGACAAGAAAGAAUUCCUAGCCUCUUGGAAAGAGAUCCCAGUCAGCAACGAAGUGCAGUACACUAUACGUGAUGUUCAGCAUAAUGCUGACACUGUAUCGCAAAAAUUGCGCAAUAAUAACAUCUUCACUAUUGCCAAGCGCAAUGUGGAAGGUCAGGACAUGUUGUACCAGUCGCUGAAACUGACCAAUGGCAUCAAGGUUCUGGCAGAGCUCAAAAUACAGCCAUCCAAUCCUAAUUUCACACUUUCCAUGAAGUGUCGGGUCUUGGACAUAUAUGGAGGAGUGCAACAGGCAUAUGACACUGUUUUACACAAUUAGCAACUUGUCGUGGAAUUCUUCAAUAUGGAGAGGCGAUGGUGAUAAUUUUGUAGCAGCAGAAUGUGUUCUGUCAACAUUCACUAGUCUUCAAAGACGGAUAAAUCUGUGAACAAUCCUUAGGUAGAAAGAACACACGACCAUUUCAAAAAACAUUCAUUGCGCUGUAUUUGUAUAAUAAUUAUGUAGCAACUUUGCUGACUCAAUCAUCUGACAUUCACUUUGCCAUUAUGGGGCAGGUGUGGAUCACUUGAGAACUAGAAAAUGUCAUGUCUAACUGUGGUGGUAUUUUUCCUACCCUAAGAUCUUUGCAAGAAUCAUAGCACCUUAAAGGUCGUUCUUGUUGAACUUGAGUUCUAGUGGAACACUGUUCUUGCCUGGUUUACACAAAGCACCAAGACCCAUGAUGUGCCACUUGUUUCAAUAAACCAAUACUGCACGUAGCACAUUUUUCGUUGUUCUGUAAAGGGCAUACUGCUCUACUUUGAGCUUCAGAUAAUGCAUCACAACUUGUAUCUACAGUUACGUUGCAAAAGUAAUACAAUGUUGCAUAUUCUAUGGUAUAUGUAUAGCAUGCUAUGUUUGUGUUUGAUGAGAAAUUGUCGUUUGUAUUAAGCAUUCCAUCGUGAUCAGGCAUGGAGGAGAAGCACUACAAACUGCGGCAUUGAUUGCAUUAAAUACCCUAACUUGUCU
Messenger RNA from Pomacea canaliculata, 3614 nucleotides. RefSeq names its product AP-1 complex subunit beta-1-like. Gene Ontology annotation, cellular component: membrane coat; clathrin adaptor complex. NCBI's taxonomy places the organism in Eukaryota, Metazoa, Mollusca, Gastropoda, Architaenioglossa, Ampullariidae. The record is from RefSeq and is a predicted model, not a curated record. The transcript is spliced from 22 exons. Bases 129 to 2924 code for a protein of 931 amino acids. Gene Ontology annotation, molecular function: clathrin binding. Gene Ontology annotation, biological process: intracellular protein transport; vesicle-mediated transport.